Mixia osmundae IAM 14324 is the source of this 1206-nucleotide messenger RNA. RefSeq lists its product as uncharacterized. The record is from RefSeq and is a predicted model, not a curated record. Gene Ontology annotation, biological process: mRNA splicing, via spliceosome. Lineage: Eukaryota; Fungi; Basidiomycota; Mixiomycetes; Mixiales; Mixiaceae. Gene Ontology annotation, cellular component: U2-type spliceosomal complex. The transcript has 3 exons. The coding region runs from base 1 to 1206 and encodes 401 amino acids.
AUGGGAGGGGGAGAUCUCAACAUGAAGAAGAGUUGGCAUCCGCUCUUACAAGUCAACCAAGAGCGAGUAUGGAAGGAGGAGAAGAAAGCGCUCGAGGAGCGCAAGAUGCUCUCUCAGCUUGCCAAAGAGCGUGCCGAAGAACGAGCUCUGGCCGAACUACAACAGCUGAACGGCAAGAGGGAGGAAAGGGUCGAAUGGCUUUAUGCUACGCCUAGCACAGGCGAGGGAGGCAACAAGGAAGAGCUGGAGGCCUACUUGCUCGGAAAGAAGAACGUCGUCGAUCUCUUCAAAGCGCAAGAUCAGAAAAAGUUGGAGGCGAUGAAAGCUGCUGGAUCGGGCCCUGCUUCCUUCCAAGCUGUCAACUCGACCGCCAACAGUCAGCGAGACAUGGCUGCAAAGAUCAGGGAGGAUCCCCUGCUGGCCAUCAAGAAGCAAGAACAAGCAGCCUAUCAGGAGCUGCUCAAAGAUCCUGCCAGACUACGUGCAAUUAGGGAAGCUCAAGGCGGUGAAAAGUCAUCGAAGAAGCACGGUCAUGAGACGAGAGAGGAGAAGGAAGCCAGACGAGCGGAGAAGCGUGCACGCAAGGAGGAAAGGCAUAGCUCGUCCCAUCGUCAUCGGGACGAGUACGACCGUCGACGGUCAGACGACAGACGCUACGAUGACGAUCGAUCUCGCGAACGUGAGCGCGAACGAGAAGACAGAUACUCUCGACCUCGUGGCUCGUACAGACCCAGAUCGCGCUCGCCCUCUCCGCGCCGACCCCGUCGUUCACCCUCGCCCGAAAGAGAAAGAGACAGCACGCGUUCGAGCGAGUACCAAGACCGUCAAAUCAAGUCUGAGCCACGCGAAGAGCGUCGCACCUUCAAGUCUGAACCGCGUACGCCUGCAAUGUCAGCUGCAGAGCGAGAUGAAGCCGCUGCUCGAGCAAAGGAGGAUGCAGCGAGACGGCUGGCAGCCAUGCAAUCUUCUGCACACUCUAUCGCGGCUUCCCGCUCGACUCGACUGGCCGAGACGGAGAAGAUCGACAAAGCUAUGCUCGAGCGAGAAGAAGCACUGCGCCGCAAAGCAGCUUUGGGCAAGCAAGGCAAAGGCGACGGAGGCGUUGGUCCUGCAUUCAUUCGCGACCAGCAAAAGAUCGUCUACGGCGGACAAUCGCUUGCUCAGUCUAUGCACGGCCGUCAGGGUAUCAGAGUCGAACGAGACUGA